This is a messenger RNA of Acipenser ruthenus (sterlet), 4291 nucleotides long. RefSeq names its product zinc finger protein 239-like. The record is from RefSeq and is a predicted model, not a curated record. Lineage: Eukaryota; Metazoa; Chordata; Actinopteri; Acipenseriformes; Acipenseridae. Bases 380 to 1990 code for a protein of 536 amino acids. The transcript is spliced from 3 exons.
UCUGCUAACGUGAGGACACCACGCGAUAGUCUCUAUGGGAGCAGGAAGCGGAAGUUUGUGCUGGUUUGUUUACAAUUUGUGGGACAGCAAUUGAGGAGUUUAAUUUGUCCGUGUGAGUUGUUUACUGAUGAAGUAAAUCAGACAUCACAACUCUGUAGGUUACUGAAAGGGCGAGAGUGCGGGUUUUGGAGUUUAUUAUUUUUUUCUUAUGGCGCCUGAACGCUGUGUACGGAUUGUAUUGUUACAGUAAUUCGCUCUGUCGAUGCUACUUACUACCUAAAUCAAGUGCUGAUUGAAUAAAAAGCGAGUCUCCCUAUAUUAUUAAUAAUAAAAUCCCAAAUAAGGAGAGAAUAUCAGUCUGAAACUAAAGUCAGAGAAGAUGGACUUCAGUAUGUACGUUUCAUUCUUUCAAUACGAGCUCGGCUCUACCAUCGAGCAUGCGGUGAAAGGGACUGUGGACACCGUCUUGUGGGAAAUUGCAAAAGUUGUCGGCGGCAAAUUCACUGAAUUCCAAAUUGAAAUGGCUGGAAAGGAGAAAGAGAAUGAAAGUCUGAAGCUGAGAUUGGAAAUAUCAGAGAGCGAGUUGAAAGCAGUGCGGGAAUGCAUGAACGCUGCAGAUGCAGACAUUAAACAACCUCUCAGAAACAUGAACCCCGACUGCAAUGAACAAGACUUUCAGAGGAACGAGAACCGGGGAUUAUUCGUUAAAGAUAAUAAAGAGAAACAGGCUUUCAUUGAAGCAGAUGAGGGGCCAAACGUAGAAGCUGUUUACACACAAGAGGGGAUCUUUGAUCAUGAACAGUGUGCAAGUUUAAUGCAGGAUACAGAGCAGACAUCUUUGGAAGGUAAAGCAGCCCCAAGACUUGAGUCUGUCCACAUUAAAGAGGAGGCAACUGAACUGGAACCUGUCCACAUUAAAGACGAGGCCUAUGAAUUUGAACUUGUCCACAUUAAAGAGGAGGCACCUGAACUGGAACCUGUCCCCAUUACAGGGGAAGCUUCUAAAGAAAAUAAAGUCAAUAUACUGGAGGACAGUGUAGUUCAGCUGGGAUCUAGCCAUUGUGUUUAUUGUCCACCUGAAUUGGUCCACAUGAAACCCAAUCAGUCUGUCUCUGAAGACACUUGUUCUAGUGUUGGAGAAAAGGGCACUGUGCUGGGGUCCAUUCAGGUGGAACGUCACACCCCAGAAGAUGGAAAGGAGGAAAGAGCAAUGCCAUGCACUAGCAGCACAACUUCACUCCAGUGCAAAAUCUCUUCUGAUGGCAAAAUGCAUCGUAAGGAUCACAGAGAUUCAACACCGCAAGAUGAAUAUGUGAAGAAACUGAGAACACCCUCAGUUCAAAAUCUUUCUGUACAAGAUAGCAGAUCACUUAGUCUGGGUUAUAUAGUGACUCCACAUCCCGAGGUUGUUAACAAUUCUGCAACCCAGGGCAACUUCAUUCCCCUACAAACUCCCCAGCAGAUUCCUUCAGAGCAGAUCUUGUAUCACUGUACUGAAUGUGGCACCAAUUUCACUGACCUGGGAAACCUAAAAGCACACCAACAGAUUCACAAAGAAGAGAAACCCUAUCUCUGUACUGAGUGUGGCAAAAGUUUCAGAUGGGUAGGUGGGCUUAAAAUACACCAGCGCAUUCACACAGGAGAGAAACCCUACCUUUGUACUGAGUGUGGGAAGAGUUUUAAUCAGAAAUGUAGCCUUCAGUCACACCAGCUAAUUCACACGGGAGAUAAACCGUUUCACUGUACUGAUUGCGGGAAGAGAUUCAGAGGUUCAGUAAAAUUAAAGGUACACCAGCGAAUUCACACUGGAGAGAAACCGUAUCAGUGUCCUCAAUGUGGGAAGGGUUUCAGUCGGAGAGACCACCUCAGAAUGCAUCACAAAAUCCACACAGGAGAGAAACCUUUUGAGUGUACUGACUGUGGGAAGAGAUUUAUCGAGGCAAAUAAACUAAAGAGACACCGUCGAGUUCACAGAGAUUUAGUCAGUUAGGACACAAAAAACUGAUUUAGACACACACAAAAAAAAAAAGAAAUUCAGUUUACAGAAUGAAAGCACCUCAAUCACACCAGAAUACCAACCCAGUUUCUGUCUCUCAGUGUGAAUUGCAGGUAACUUUAAAUACAUGUAAUUCUAAUAAAAUGUAUGUAAAAUGAAAAACAAUUCAUAGCCUGCAAAAUAUGAAAAUUAAAAUGUCAUAAAAAAUUAAAUGGAUAAAUUUAGGAUCCACAAGACAUAAGUGACCAAAAUUAAAAUAUAAUUAGCCACAGACAAUUAUUAAACUGACGAGUGCCCACUAAUUUACUCUUGGUGAUGGAGCCCGACUUUGAAUGCGUAACUUAUUAGUUAGCAAAAAUAAACCAUGCAUGCGAAUAAAAAUUAAAAUAACUCGCUAAAUACUUUAACAAGUCUUUCUGUUCCAAAAAAAAGCCACUCCUAGCCAAUGAGUACUAUCCGCCUGCCACAAAAAACCUGACUAAUUUGUCAAAAGUUUUGCAUAAUUCUGUAACUUAAAAACUACCGCACGGAUUUUCACGAAACUUGGACAAAGAAAUUCUCUGUCACAGGUAGACAGAGCAUAUGAAAUUCCGUCCCAAUCCGAUUUGAAAUGGCCAAGAAAGCAUACCCUCAAAAUCGACUUUAACCAAGGCUCUACCAGCCGCUCUUAUCUAUAGCUAAGCUAUCGAGCCAUUAUAAUAACGUGCCACUAGGUGGUAAAUGUCAUUUUGAUUACUAUUCAGUCUCGUAUUGAUUGCCCUCUUCAAUACCUACAUGUUCGUUGACUGCAGCACUGUCUAUGCGGGCCUCUACUUGUAAUUUUGCUGAAGUGAAGUGUCGACAUGCCAUUAUUAUUGAAUAGCGGAGAUGAUGCACAUCUAAUAGAUAAAGAUAUGAAGAACGAAUGCCGUUGGCAGUGGUGCCAAGAAAGAGAUUUGCUAAAUGGGCCAUAUUGGCAGUGGGUAAGAAAAACCGACAUUCCUGGGCAGUAUCAAAUUCACCAUAAAGACGAACGACAUUUGAAAUUAUUCACAGCACGACUAAGUUAUCAAAAACCCGUCCAGGUGCCGCGCCAACCACGGGGAGGAUGAGCACAGCAUAGAGUCUUUAUAUACCCACUACCCGACCCGCUUUAAUAAGACCUGCAACCCGACCCAAAACCGCAAGUGUUUGUCCUUUACCUACUGCCUGCGUCACCUGACUCUCUCACGCUCUCACAUUCACACACAGAUAUCUCUACCGUUCUCCAUGGAUUGCGUUUACACAAUAGGCUAUACAGCGUGGUAACUUUCUCUAGUGGUCUGCAUAUAUUUUAACAUUGUAACAUAUUAACUAUCGCUACUUACUUUAAUAUAAAAUACCUGUCUCUUCCUUUCAUGUUGAAAGGGAGCUACACCUGUGCUUUUGCAGAGAUGGUGAACCAGUUUUGUGGCCGUUGUUUACAAAAACAAUGACAGGUUUUACAAGCAACAAAUCCAGUCACAUGUUCAUUAUUUUCAUUCGCUGUGAUUCCAAAAGAAUUCCACACUUGUGAUGUACCUCUCAAACUAUUAUCCACUACAUGAUACAAACCCUGCGCUAUCUUUUGUUUCACCUCGUUCACAAACAUUUUUAAUAUCACCAAGCAGACGUGAUAAAAAGAUCUUGCAGCGUAUCAAACAAGCGAGAACGACAGUGCUUAGUCAACUGACUCCUCCCUAAUUGCCUCCUGCUUUAGUGCAGGACAUACCGGUACAUUUACCUUCUCAUACAUUAUUUGGGAAAGGGUUACAGAUGAGUAUGCUGAAAAGACAGAAAACGUUUUUGGUGAUUCAAAUUCAGAACUGACUUUUUUUUUUUUUACCCGAACCACAAACCGCGAAAAAGUUCACAUUCCGACCCAAACCCGACCUUUUGCAGGUCACCCGCGGGUACCCGACCCGAUGCAGGACUCUAGCACAGCAGAGUGAGUUAUUAACACAAGUUAACAUGUGCGGUUGUUAGUGAACACUGUUUGCCAUUUACCAUUAUUCCAGAUCACAUUGAUUUCCGCAAGCGAGUUGCAGCAGACAAAGAAACGCUCCGUAAGCUUCACAUAUCAAGGAAGUGUGGAGCACACAUGGGUUCAAAGGCUUUACACAAUUGUGCAGCACUUUAAAGACACUGAAUAUUGAUGAAGAAACCAGCUUUUCCAUGAACAAGAACGUUUCUACGAUGAAAAGGAGGGAAGGUAAAAAAGGUACAAUUCUAAAAGGUCACCUCAUUACAAAAAGGAUAUUGCUGCUCUAGAAAGAGUGCAAAGAAGAGCAACCAGAA